Messenger RNA from Salmo salar (Atlantic salmon), 6525 nucleotides. Its product is annotated as bone morphogenetic protein 2. Gene Ontology annotation, cellular component: extracellular region. Gene Ontology annotation, molecular function: cytokine activity; growth factor activity. The record is from RefSeq and is a predicted model, not a curated record. NCBI's taxonomy places the organism in Eukaryota, Metazoa, Chordata, Actinopteri, Salmoniformes, Salmonidae.
UUGGUGACAUCACUGGACGACAAAAAGCCUCGUCCGGGUAAGAAAAGGCAACAAUCAAUUGGACUGCUACAGUGUGCCGCGCACAGGAGAGAGAGGUGACGCUCCCCAACCCACAGACACAGAGUACAAGGAGCGACGGACAGAGUACAGUUUAAUCUUCCACACCCGCUCUCUGCUAAACUUGACCCUAAAGUUAGCAUUUGAAGAUGUUUAAUGGCGCUUCUUUAUUCAUACUUCGAUGGGUUCUGCCUACACAAGUCCGCUUAGAUAGAACGUAGGCAAUUUUUUACAUUUAUUCUAUUGACCAAGAAGUCUCCAGAUUCCCAGCUGCGGAGAUAUGUGCAAGAGGAGGCGAUCGGAGCAGUGCACGGACUGUAUUUCGUCCACAGAAGGAAAGCGUGGAAUAAACACGAAUUAAUGUGGAAUUUAUUGGAGCCCAAAGCUGGAAGGACGACUGGACACAGCGCUUCCUUAUCAGGGACUGACUGACCAUGGUCGCCGUGUUUCGUACUCUCAUGGUACUGCUGCUGGCUCAGGUGUUGCUAGGAGGCGCUGCGGGACUUAUCCCCGAGGUCGGCCGGAGGAAGUACAGCGAGUCCGGGAAGCAGAGCCCGGAGCAGUCUGAGAACUUUCUUAACGAGUUUGAGCUGCGGCUCCUCAAUAUGUUCGGACUUAAACGGAGGCCGAACCCGAGCAGGCAGGCUGUGGUUCCCCAGUACAUGGUGGACCUGUACCGUAUGCACUCGGUGAACGGAGACCACAGCACUAAAAGGCCCCGGAGCAUGGGGAGACACGCAGAGAGAGCCGCCAGCAAGGCCAACACGAUUAGAAGCUUUCACCAUGAAGAAUCCAUGGAGGCUCUGGCCAGUCUGAAGGGCAGGACCACCCAGCAGUUCUUCUUCAAUCUCACCUCCAUCCCUGGAGAAGAGCUCAUCACCUCUGCAGAGCUCCGGGUCUACAGGGACCAGGUCCUGGGGGUCACAGCAGCUCCCACCAGUAACACCAGUUACAACAGCAGUAACAGCUCCAAUACCAAUACCAGUACCAGUGUUGGUGGCAUCCAUCGUAUCAACGUGUACGAGGUGUUUGGAGCCCCUGCAUCUCCCCGUGGGGAACCCCUGACACGCCUCCUGGACACCCGGCUGGUGCAGGAUUCUCUGAGCCGCUGGGAAAGCUUCGACGUCAGCCCCGCCGUGUCCCAGUGGUCCUCCGGGGGGAGCCACAACCACGGAUUCAUGGUGGAGGUGUUCCACCCAGACACCCAGGGGGUUGAGGACGCCCAGAGACAGAGCAGGCACGUCAGAGUGAGCCGCUCCCUCCACGAGGACCAGGACUCAUGGCCCCAGGCUCGACCCCUGCUGGUGACCUACAGUCAUGACGGGCGGGGGAACGCGGUGCUGCACAGGGACAAGAGACAGGCAGCAGGCCACAGGAAACAGAGGAGGAAGCAUCAACACAAGGCCAACUGCCACAGACACGAACUCGACGUGGACUUCAGCGAAGUGGGCUGGAACGAGUGGAUAGUGGCGCCCCCUGGCUACCAUGCCUUCUACUGCCACGGGGUAUGUCCCUUCCCAUUGGCCGACCACCUCAACUCUACCAACCAUGCCAUCGUUCAGACUCUGGUCAACUCUGUGAACUCCAACAUCCCCCGGGCGUGCUGUGUGCCCACAGAGCUCAGCCCCAUAUCGUUGCUCUAUCUGGAUGAGUAUGAGAAGGUCAUCCUCAAAAACUACCAGGAUAUGAUUGUGGAGGGAUGUGGCUGCCGUUGAGACAUACAGAGAGAGAGAGAGACAGAGAGAGAAAGAGAGAGGGAUGGGAUGAAGGGAUGGAGACUGAGAAAGACAUAGAGUGUGAGGUUAUAUGGACACCCGGUUUCCCAAUGAAAAUGUUUUAUUUAUAUGAAAGAAAAAAGACACAAACAGAGCUAUUUUGGGAGAAGAAGAAAAAAUAACUAUAUAUGAAUAUAUUUAUGUCUAGUUAAAGUUGGGAAAAAUAAAUAUUUUACUUGGAGGAAUAAUCCUUUACUGGUUUUGAAAAUGUAUUUCUGAUGUACAUUUCGAAUUGGGUGCAAUACCACAUGAAGUAUAAUGCUCAGAUUUUUAUUUUGUAUUUAUUUCUAUUAUAACCACUUUAUUUGUAAAUAAAUCAUGUGUAUUUAUCGUGAGAAAACACUUUGGUUGUUCCAAUUGUCCACAACUUGUCCAGCUGACUUCACAAUGUGUGUUUAAAAACAUUCAAAUCACACUAAGGAUGUCAAGGGGUCAAAAAGUAACAGAGCUACAAACAUCUCCCACAUAAAUUAGCUGCAAAAAAACAAAAAACAAGACUAGGUUAAAAGCUAACUCUCUAACACUGAAUGCCUACGAGAAACAUAGCUGGAGCCUGGCGGUGUGUUUUUGAAAGGGUCAGUGUAAGUGUGGUGUAAUGGCCUGCAAUGGGGUAUAGAAUCACAGCAGGGUCCAGGGUAGUUACAUCUACACAGAUGUUAUAAGGUCUCUGGGGGAGGACUAGGAAAACACAGCUAGAUGUUUUCCUCCACUCCAUGUCGUUGUACAGAUCCCUGGGAAUGAAGGCUGAGGUAAAAGUUAACCCCUGGGAAUAGUUCAUUUAAAAGAGAAAGAGAGAGAGAGAGAGCGAGAGAGAGCGAGCGGGUGGAGGAGGAGAGAGAGAGAGAGAAAACAAACAACCCGAGCUGUCUGUCGGUGUGCGAGGGAUUUGAAGAGCGCCUGUGCUGUGAGUUUGUUUACUGUGCGAUUUGAGACAUGACAGCCUGCGAGCUAGGAGACAGAUACGCCAAUAGGCCCUCAGCGAGACAUGAGGUCUACAGCUGCUUUAAUUAAUAAAGAUAAACAAACACGCACACACCAGUGUACCUACUACAUAUUGCACAUGUUCAGACCAUUCUCCCCCGACGUGUUUUUGGCUACCUUUCCUUUGUCAUCUCUGACUCAUAUUCUUCUUCUGUUGUGUUUUUUUGGCACCACCGGGAAAACCCUCACUGGAACAGUCCUGUUAGAGAAAUGAAUGAACACUAACACAAACAACACUGUCAUUGACAAACACCAGGGGAUUAUUGCUCAUAUUUUAUUCAUAGGGACAGAUAAUGGCAGGAUGCGAUGGCAAAAACCAAACAUAUCGUAUGUCCCAAGACAGCACGGGCAUGAAGGUUAGAAUGAAUAUCUUAAUACUUGUAUUGUUCUCGGAAAAGUAGUGCAGUCACUAAGCCUAAACGGAGUGACUUGGAACAGUUUGAAAAGAGACAGAGGAAAUACAUACUGUAGCCACACUGCUGGGGUAGAUAAUGAGAGAGUGAGAGAAAGGGAGAGAAAGAGAGAGAGAGAGGAAUGGUUGUGGAGUUUCACCGACUUUUUUUCCUGCCGUGUUUGCAUUAGACAGGGUUUGGAACGGAACACGAGUCAUCGCAAGAAUCUCUAAAUAUAAUGUUUUUUAUACGAGUGCACAUUGGAACCAUGGAAUGUUGGUUUCAAACUCAGACACAUGCAUGCACUCGUUUGCAGAGAGCAACCCAACAUGCUUGUGUUUUUAAUCAGCUGUACAAAGACUUUUACUUUUUCUUCGGGGGAAAAAAACCGUUCAUAUACAACAAAUAUAUGCUUUCAACUCACAUACUCAUCUUUCAUUUAAUAGUACAGAAGUUACAUUUCCAAACCGUUGACAGUAGAAAUGGUGAAAUGUCUUAUCCCUAAGUCUGUAAGUCCUAAGAUAAUGACUUUUUCAGAUAUUUUGCCAUUGUGUCUAUUGACUUGUUGUGCAACAGAUAGAAAGAUGACCUAAUACCUACUCUUACCCAACACCCACCUGGGUGACGCAACAGACAGUCAUUUCUUGCCAGAGCAGUCCCUGUCCACACAUCAGUUCCAAUCCCCUGGUCUACACGUGUUCUUUUAUUUUACCUUGCAUCCGUUCCCCCCAGAUUUCCCAUCUGCUUUCCAUUUAUGUAAUGUCGACCCCAACCACAGAACUCAGCUCAGCACAUGGUCUCCAAUAGCCUUGCCAGUAGCACCACCCGCCUGCCUGCCUGCCUGCCUGCCUGCCUCCCAGCCUCCCCGCCUGCUUCCCUCCCACCCUGCCCUCCAUCCCCACUCUGCCCCCCUCUCAGCACACCAUUUUAAUGGACUUCAGAAGGAAGUCACUUCACUGGCUAAGUUAAUGAGCAUUUGAUGAAAAUCAACUAAACAUUCAACAGUAAAACUUUACCCCCCCCCCCGUCACUACCAACACUGUUAGGUCAGAAGAGAGGGAUAGGAGGAGAGAGGGAGAGGGGGUUGGAAGAAAACGCCUGUGUUAAAACAGUGUUAGAUUUAGUGGUUUGCCUUUAUAGCUGCAGUCUAUAAACCUUUCAUUGGGUCGGGUGGAAAUACUGCUCCCAGGGUGGGGGCACACGGGGCGUGCUCCUGAAUGUCGCCCCCUCCUUGCUCCCUGAUCCAACGGCACUUGGUUCUGGUACUCUGAGUCAGCCAGUGUUUCUUACCUCCAUGGGCUCGCAUUAGGGCCAAGUUAGUAUCAGACCCUCCCUCUAGGGAGCACUUUUAAACAAGCCCCAUCCCCCCUAACCCCGCCUCCUCUCCUUCCUUUCUUACGGGACCGAGGUUAAAGGUCAUAGUUGUAAUGAUUUGCUAUGACUCACUUCAUCACAGAGCUCCGACUUGCAGACUAGUCACUUUGCCAUAAGCUGUUGAUGACAAUACAAAGUGAAACCCCUGUUAUAUUAGGACAGACUAAAUGAGCACUUUACACAGUCAGCUAAGGCUGUGUAUAGGUUUCUGUUAUGCCCAUGUAAUAGGGUUUAAAUAAAACCAACAAGAGAAAUGUAAGAUAUUAUUGGUUAAACCGGCUCUCAUUCACUGCUACACAGGCUUUGGACAAAACCACUCUGCAAAGUUGAAGCUGCUUGUAUUUUUCCCUUUCCUGAGCAUCUGGUAAAUAAGUUAAAGGUGGCCGUCUUUCUUUAAGUUUACAUACAAACACACAACAGAACGGCCACAGCACUGAUGAGCAUUCCAUUGAGAGAGAGAGAGAGGGACCCUCUCUCUAACUGGUGUGGCAGGCCCAUUAUUUAACUGUGUUUAAACCACACCAAAAGUAUCUGCAGCUCCAACAACCAAAAUCAUGAGGGUUAUAAAAUCAGAUUUCCAGAUUUCUGGCGGUGCUGUGUUUGGAAAGUAUGUGGCGUGCCGUGCACCUUUGAUGCAGCAAAGUGCUCCAUCCGUCGUUAUGGGAGAUCUCUACCCCGGCCUCGUGCCAGGCAGGGCGGAACGCUAAAACACAGAGAUGCGGGGAGGAACGGCGGUCACUUGUGAGUCUUACUUUCUUUCCGUUUUUUUUUUCUUCUUCAUGUGCCGCACUCUAAUUUUAGAGGUGGUGCACUGCACGGCGUCUUUUCUGUUUUCCGAGAAACGUCAGCGAGAUGACGUCCAACGUAGCUUAAACUGUGGCAUCUGCGCUGCAGCUCUGAACACAUCAAACAGGCCAGCAUUCGUCCGCACAUUCAAGAGGAGACAAAAUAUGGAAAUGGCUUUUCCAGAAUCACUGGGAGAAAUGAUAAUACUUAUUCUUAUGUAGUCUUUUAUUCCAUUGUACGUGUGUGUGUGUGUGUGUGUGCAUGUGUGUGUGUGCGUGUGUGUGUGCGUGUGCGUGUGUGUGUAUGAGGCUAGUAGGAAAUGACUCAGUGGUGUUGCUAAAAGCUAUCUCUAAGUUGUUCCUAAAAUAUGCUCUGCUACUGCCAUUACCGUAAGUGCUAAAUCAUCCAUACAAUCACAGUGGAGCAGACUGGAGUGGCAUGCUGGAGCCAUUACCUCUGGCUGAGGGGGAGGAGACCCAGUGUUAGGGACUUCUCAUGGUAGUGGUGCUACGUCCCAAUGCAUUGUCAAGGGCCUAUUCAUUGGUAGAACACUGCUAAGCUAUUGUACGCUACAUUGUAGGCGGCAUAAUACCCCUCAAGGCAACAUGGAUGGAGAUCAGUCCAUUCCAGGGAGCCAGUGUAUGAUGGACUCAACAGUAGACAAAUAGGGAGCCAUGUGUCAUAGUUUUAUGCCAUGACUGUCUUACUUGGGGGUUGUGGGUUAGGUGACCAAUUUAUCCACCAGCUAAAGAUCACAGGAGUCUUCACACAAAAAAAUGUGGCUUAUUCACCUCCACAUUAAGUCUCGUCCCAGUUUCUCCUGUUGUCAUGUUAUGUGGAUCUGCCUCUCUCUGGCAUCAACAGAGUGAGAAAACAGAACGUUUAGAAAUGAACAAACUGACCUCAUGGGUCCAUUAACUAUUCAUAAUAUUCUGACAAACAGUUUAUAAAUGCAUUAUUUUGUAUUUAUUUAUUGAACAUGUAUUUAGGAAGAUAAGUCAUUAAGGGCUAGUUCUCUUUUACAAUAAUGGCCAUAUUAUAAAGCAUGACGAAAUACACAAGUGUAGAAAAACAAAAUCUCAUAUGAUCAUGAAGGUAAAUUCAGUAACUUAUAAAUUCUUAAAAUGUUUUAAUAAAGCUGUUGAAAGCUGUGCAUCAGA